This is a messenger RNA of Vicia faba (fava bean), 810 nucleotides long. Lineage: Eukaryota; Viridiplantae; Streptophyta; Magnoliopsida; Fabales; Fabaceae. The record is from the annotation of a GenBank genome assembly.
AUGGCAAGUGGGUGGAUGAAGUCAUUGCAAUGCAAAUCAAGAACAUUUGAAGAUGUUUACCAUCCAUACCCGAAGAUUCUCUUACCCAGUGCUAGUUGUAGAAAAAGCCUUCAAAUUAUCAAAGAUAUCGUUGAUAUUCCAAAGCCCAAGCCCAAAAAACCCAAGCCCGUAACCACCGUCAAACCAGAAGUCCCCACCAUGAACCGUUCCCGAAGCACCGUUACAAGUAGUUCAUGUUCAUCUUCCCGUGCAAUCACUGAACUUUCGGAGGGACAUCCUUCACGUAACGUGGUGGAAAUCAUAUUUCAUACUAGUUGGGGUGAGAAGGAUUUUCCGGGUCGGGUUGAAAUGAUAUUCAAGGUGGAGAAUGUAGGACUGACAAUGUCGCGGUUUGAAGAGUUUCGUGAGGCGGUGAAAGCACGUGGUGGUUCUUUAUCUGAGGGUAAGAAUUGGGAGGAAAAUGCGAGGUGUGUUGCGGAUGGAAAUGAGGUGAUGCAGUUUUAUUGUUUGGGUCCUGCUGAAGACGGUGGGUCUCACGGUGGUUGGUCUUUUCCGGAGAGGAAGGGGACGGCGAUACGGACGUUUUCCGGGAGUGGUUGUGCGCACGAGAAUGGCGGUGGAGGGGAGGGUAGAUGGGCGAUGCUGGUGUGUCGGGUUGUAGCGGGUCGGGUUUUGAAGCAACUCGGGUAUUUGAACUCGUUAUUGGAUAAGCGAGUGGGGUUUGACUCAGUGAGUGGGGAUAAUGGCGAGUUGUUGGUGUUUGAUACGCGUGCGGUAUUACCGUGUUUUCUUAUUAUUUACAGGUUGUAA